AUGGCUCCAAAAACAUCCACUCUUUCAAAAGAAUAUAUAUCAGAGUCCGAGUCUGAAUCAAGUUCAGAUUCUGACUUAGAAACCAUUGAAAAUGUGGAAUUCAAACCACCUUCCGAUUAUAAGAAAUGCUCUCAUUUGAAAAAAUUUAAAUUAUCACAUAAAUCAAAAGAUGAAGAAAUUUGGCUAUUCAGUCUACCAAAUUCUAUAGAUCUAUCAUCUUUGAAAACUUUACCCUUACCAAUCAAUAAUGACAAAUCUGAUAAUAUAAUACAAAUAUUAAAUAAAAACUAUAACGUUACACAAACGAGCCAUAAGAGUAAAAAUAACAAUGAAUUCAGUAAUUUGAAAUUAUUAGUUCCUAGCACAGAUUCAAAGAAAGAUUCAUUAAAGAUAUUGUCUUCAAAAGACUCAAUGGAUUUUAAUAGAAUUUUCACAUUGAGUGAAGUCACUGAAAUACCAAAGAUUGAUAUUGAAAAAGUUAAAUUACCACGUAAAGAUAUACCACAAUUGGAGAAUCUAGAAUUAAAACAUUUCCCAACUGGUUAUGAUUCAAAUGAUUUCAUUACAGAUGGAAAUGACGAAAAUACAAUUGAAAAUAAUAAGAGUAAGUCAAAGAAACGUCAUGGUGAUGACGAUGAUACCGAGAAUAAAAAGAAGAAAAAGAAAUCAAAGAAGGAUAAAUCAAAAAAGAAAGAAAAGAAAUAA
Messenger RNA from Naumovozyma dairenensis CBS 421, 705 nucleotides. RefSeq names its product DNA-directed RNA polymerase I subunit RPA34 (gene RPA34). The record is from RefSeq and is a predicted model, not a curated record. Lineage: Eukaryota; Fungi; Ascomycota; Saccharomycetes; Saccharomycetales; Saccharomycetaceae. Gene Ontology annotation, biological process: transcription by RNA polymerase I. The coding region runs from base 1 to 705 and encodes 234 amino acids. The transcript has a single exon.